Molecule: messenger RNA, 1447 nt
Organism: Fomitopsis serialis
Lineage: Eukaryota; Fungi; Basidiomycota; Agaricomycetes; Polyporales; Fomitopsidaceae
Exons: 1
Coding region: 317-1366 (349 amino acids)
Source: RefSeq, a predicted model, not a curated record
ACCUCUCUCCAUGCUCGUGAUGAUGUUGUGCGUUGACCUAUAAUCAAACUGUCUGCCAGACGUGCCGAAGCAGAAAACGCUCCCGGGAAAUGCAAGUGCGCGGAACAACCAAUUCAAACGUGACUGUCAGCAGGCCGUGGAUACGCCUAUGUACCAUCUGCCUACUGUCAUAUUCGUGCGUCGCCUGCCCUCGGAGCUCGCCCCUCGCUGAGGCAUUCCUCCAGCGCCGGAGCAGGUUGGGUACGUUCGCGAACCUUCCCUGUGCCCGAGGCAGGGCCAUCUCCAUCGCGCUGGUCCUCGCUGGCGCCGACUGCAAAUGUGUACGUACCGCACAACCUACAGAUCGCGCCCUCAGAUACCCCUCUCCCGCUCGUCGCCCUCGUCGAUGCCAGCGUACCGCGAGAUGUACGGACCCCGGAGCCCGAGUUUGGCGCUGCGAACCAGACGCGGAAGCUGCGAACGUCGUCCUCGCCGUGUCCAGGCGCAACGAUUAGCGUUGCAGCCGGCUAAGUCCAGCGUCGAUGCGUCUCCGAGGCUGCCGGAACGUUCUCUUCGUCUGCGCCUUCCUUGCCAUCCGCGGAGCGUGUCUCGCCACCGACAGCGCACUCGGUCUGCGCAUCUUCAAGUGUCCAGAUCACAUGUGGCUGUCUGCCAUCGCCCGCGCAUAUAUGUCAUCGCAAUGUCAUCGCGUGCGCAUCCCCCUUCUCCAACGCUCGGCCCACUGCGCUCGUGCCCCUUCUUGCCUAAUCCAGCACAGAUCGUCUCCUCCCUCCAGCCCACCCAAGUCAGCCUCCUCAUGAGGAACCGCGCAACUCGGCACUCCUCGCCAGGCCGGCAUUUGUGCGUCCACGCUCUGCGGUCCGUGCGCGGCUCGCUCGUUACGGGGAUCUGCCUCUAUCACCUGCCAGACGACCGUGCUCGCGUCUGGAAGUCGGCGCCGUCUAACGUCUGCUAUUUGCAAAACUCUAUUCCUGCUGACGGCGUCUCCCGUCCCACAGCGCGCCCACGCCCAUUCAGUGACAGAAGCCACACACAACAUCCCCCGGGAGCUCGCGGACGAGAGCGAGGUCGUCUUCUGCCGCCCCCGUUGCAUUCUGACAGGUUCCGCGGCUUCUUGCGGGGUGCGUCGGAUGCUAUCUCCGUCUCACUUGCUCUGACUGACACCGGCGACUCUCCGUGCAGUUACGUACCACAGGCCCUACCCCUCUCCAUGCUCGUGACAAUGCGUAGUACGACAUGCUGUUGCGGGCCUCGCCGGCGGAACUCAAACUCUGUAGCAUGCGCGCAUGCCGAGUCAGAGUCGGCGUUUAGUAACAGCCUGAGCAAUGAAAAUGCAGGUGCGUGUUUCAUGAUAGACACCGCGUGAUCAACGUACAGUCCAAGUCCAUCAACAAAGAGCGCGCGGUGGAGGGACGGCGGGACGGCGGAGGCCAAAGGGUCGAGCGUG